Molecule: messenger RNA, 906 nt
Organism: Adineta steineri
Lineage: Eukaryota; Metazoa; Rotifera; Eurotatoria; Adinetida; Adinetidae
Source: the annotation of a GenBank genome assembly
AUGUUAAGCGGUGAUGGAGUACGAUGUGCUCAACCCUAUUUUCCUCCACAAAUAACAUUUUCUACGUAUGAGAAUAAAGCUAUUUAUGCAAUCGAUGAAUUAAAUCAACAAGCUUACAGAUCAUACAUUAUAAAUCCAACACUAACUGAAUAUUCAUUUGCAAUGCAACAUUUCCCAUUGGCAAUUCCUGAUUCACCUGAAUCAAAAUAUUAUGUUCAAUUGAAAUUAAGCUAUCCAUCAAAUAGUUGUAAUUAUGGAACCUAUUGGAAUUCAUUUAAAAUUGAUAAUUUUGUUAACUUCCGAUAUGAAAUGAUUCAUUCUAACAACAAUACAGGAAAUGAAGAUUAUUGGUAUGCAAAUGAAACAUGUCGAAUUGAUAGUGGUGAAUACUUUCCUUGUCAAGAAAUUUAUUUUAAAAAAAACACAGAUAUACCACUUAGAUCAGCUCAAGUUGUUCGUCGUCGAUGGGAAGUGUUGUAUGAAACGACAUAUUACGAAGUCAUGUCUAUUGGCAAACCCGAUGACAAACUAUUCAAGAGAAUUCCACAAAAUUGGGCUUAUAACUGUACAGAUCUUUCGCUUGGACUUCUUUACAAUCCUCAAUUAUUGGUAAUUCCAUUGAAUAACACUUCAUCAGUACAACUUUGGCUAAAUACUCCACCACAUCGUAUUAACGGCAAUGACACAGUAAUUAUUGAAUGGCAUCCAUCAACUGCGUCAAAAUGCAAUGAUUGCGUCACAUGGACACCAAAACAAUUCAGUUUUAACUCGAUUAACUUUCAACAGACGCAAACACUUCAUAUAACUCGUGUCAAAGAUGGACAAGAUGUACGUCUUAUCCCAAUUUUUUCUGGAGGUGGAUUCGAUAUAGUUGAUCCAGAACAAAGUCAAAUUUCUAUUUACUAG